AUGUCGACACUUAAAAUAUUUGCAAAGACAGGCAAUCAUAAGGUUUCAGUUAUUGAAUACGACAACGAGAAAAUGAAUUCAAAAGUAAGCACUCGCUUUAUUGAGCAGUGGGUAAAUGAGAUUCUCACUGAUUGUCAAGAUCUUAACAUUCCUGGGACUAUUAGCAAACCAGAGCACAAAUAGCCUUUGUCUAGAUAUGGCAUGGAUAGAAUGCAUCUUACAAAUUAAGGCAUACCUAAUGAUCUGGUCAACAGAAUAUAUAACAGCCUAUUUGUGUACACUUUAGGUUUUUACAGUUUAAUAAAAGAGGCAACUAAAAAUAUAAUUGAUGAGCGAAUCGCAACUCAAUCCAAGAUUUGGAAAGUUUAUCAGAUACUUCUAGAGUAUUGCUGCAGGACUGACUACUUAAUGAUCACUUAAUAGAUUGAGUUGGUAAAUUAGCAAUAGACUGAGGAGACUGAAGGCAAGUACAAAGAUACCAUUGAGAAGUUAGAAAAGGUUGAGAGCGAACUCAAAGGUGAAAUGAGAAGACUUUAGACUAAGUACGACGAUAUAUUAAUCUAGAAGAAUGAGGAAAAGGACUAGAAAUCAAAGCUACUUUAAGACUUUCAAAAGACUACUUAGAAGCAUGAAGAGGAGGUUUAAUUGAGGCUAUAUUUUGAAUCUAAACUGAAUUCUCUUCAUCAUGUGAAUAGAGCACUAACUACAAAAUUUAAAAAUCAAAAGAUGAAGCUUUCAGACUUAAUGAUCAAGCAUAAGGAUUUAUAAGUAUUACAAGAUUAAACCAAAACAGAGUUAGACAAGACAAUAGAAGAUAAUUUCAAGCUGAGGAAGUAAGUUGAGGAUUUUAUCAUUAAGUAAGAGGCAGCUGAUGAAAAUAUCUAAGAUCUAGAAAUGAAACUCAGAGAAACUGAAGGUAACCACAAGUAUGCAAAAAUGAGACUUGAUAGGGCUAAGUAAGAUUUGGAGUUGUUACUAAAGGAUAAAAACAGACUGGAGAUGGAUUUGCAGAAUCUGCGAAACUUUGUUGAGGGUAGAGUGAAUGAGCAUUCCAAUGUGGAGUCGUAUCUAAGUUAGGUGACUGUGAGGAAAGAUGAAUUGGAACAACAACUGAUGCAAGUAAAAAUGAUAGAGGACAGGAAUAGGAAAAAGAUUCAAUUUUACAAGUCAGAGUUCACUGGAUAUGACUUAUCUAAAUAGUAGUUAGAAGGACAAAUUAAUGAGCAUAGGACUGAAAUUAGAGAAUUACAGCAAAAAAAAUUAAAGCAAUAAGACAAGAUAAAAAAGAAAUAGCAUCAAGUACGUGAUUUGAAAUAGUAACUUGAAUAGUUAAAAUAGGAAAAUGCUGAGAUAAAUGAAUAAAACGAAUAACAAUCUGAAGAGAUCAAGAACAUGAAGUAGACUUUGAAUGAUCUAGAGUAUAAGCAGAGCCUAUUCAACGUGGAGAAAAGCGAGCUGGACAAUUAUAUAUCUUAAUUAGAGGCUGAACUUGAGGCUCUCAAGGAAAAGUAUAGUGAGAACAAUAGAAACUUAAAGUUACAGGCAUUAAAUGAAAAGGAUUCAAGAGAUGGAUGGAAAGAUAGAUACGAAAAGUAAACAGACAGUCUGAUGAAUGCAGAGUCAAUGUUGAACAGCACGAGGCUAGAGUUGCAGGAAGUACUUUUAAAGUAUAAAACACUAGAUAGGCUGAUUCUAGAUGCAAACUAAUUAAGAGAUGCUUUUAAGCAUGACAGAGACUCGAUGCUAGUUAGAGUGAAUGAAGCUACAAUGUAUAUUGAGAAGCUUGAAAGGGAACUGAAUACUAAGAGAAAGAUAUUAGAGGAUUAUGACGCUAUAAAGAAGGUUGAAGUUAAAGAACUAAUGGUAAAAGUAAUUGCCUUUGAAAAACUUGUUCCUAGAUUAUAGAUGACGAUUGAAGACCAUGUUAGUGAUCUUCUUUUAAAAGAUAAGAACAAAUUGAAUGCUAGAAGUAACGAGCUUAAUGAUUAGUGUACUGAUUUAAAGGAAAAUUUAAAGGAGCUCGAGCAAAAAUUGAGCUCUUAGAUAAAGAUAACUGAAAAUUUAGAGACUGAUGUGGACUGGUACAAAAUUGAGAAGGCUAGACUUGAAGAAGAAAUAGAUAGUAGGCGAGGUUAGUUUGAGUUCAUGAAGAUUGAGCUUUAAAAGUACAAAUCAGUGAUAGGGUUACUAGAAAAGGCCGAUGCAGGUACAUAAAUAGGUGAUCUAAGGUCUGAUAAUUCAACUUAAACUGAAAUGACUUUUGAGAAAGGUAGAAUGAUUGUGUACUAGUAAAAUGGUCCUGCUCUGAAUAAAAAUAAAAAUCCAUCAAAAGAAGAUUUGGAAAGUGACAGAAAGUUGAAGCCAAUGUUCCAAAGACAGCCCACAGGGAAUUAUAAGAAUUCGGGAAGUGGUUCAAAUAUUCGACCAUAUAAAGGACUGAAGCCAGAUUUAAUAUUGGAGGAGGGUACACAUCUUUCAAUAGGUGAAGACUCCUAUUCUUUAAAUACAAACAGUAAGAACAGUAAGGGAAGCCGCAAUAGUUAAAUGUUUAAAAGAGCAGUAACUUAGCAUAGAAUGAGUAGAAAUAGCGUGCUUUUAAACAAUUCCAGUGGAAAAUCAAAUAUUGUGGAUCCUUACCAAGAUUUGCCACAUUAGGCCAUGAAUCAGACGAUGACUAAUAUGAACUCACACUAUGUUAACAUAGAGAUCAAAAGGAGGAAUGGCAUGGGAGAGACAACAAUUGAUCUUAGCCAAAGACUUAAUACUGCUAACAAAUUAACUAAUCCCACUUCUUCUGAGAGAGCUUCUUCAAAUCAAAGACCAAGAUAUCAUGAAGGGGAAGUAAUAAAAAGAUUGCUUAAGAAUGCGAUUAUCAAGAAUCUUUGA
Molecule: messenger RNA, 2886 nt
Organism: Stylonychia lemnae
Lineage: Eukaryota; Ciliophora; Spirotrichea; Sporadotrichida; Oxytrichidae
Source: the annotation of a GenBank genome assembly